Messenger RNA from Amborella trichopoda, 2390 nucleotides. RefSeq lists its product as uncharacterized. The record is from RefSeq and is a predicted model, not a curated record. Lineage: Eukaryota; Viridiplantae; Streptophyta; Magnoliopsida; Amborellales; Amborellaceae.
CAAUCCCAAUCUUCGAACGCUCCGCUUCUCUCUCUCUCUCUCUCUCUCUCACUAUUUAAUACUCUUUCUCUCUCUAAAAGUCUCUCAAUUCCGUUUAGGAAACGCAGAAAAAUGUACUUACGCCGUUUCCCUUCACUGCUUAUUCCGCCAUUACAAUUGCUUCGCCAAAAGCCCUUAUUCCUAUCCAUCAGCCCUUAAAAAUUCACAGAAAUCCCUAGUUUUUCCAUUCCUUCAUAGCUUGUUUUGCCCUACCUUCACCCCCAGUUGCUGUACAUUUUCGUGAUAAUUUUGGAGAAAUCCUUUGCAAAGAUGGCGACUUCUGCCUUCAAAUCUACUUCAAGGAGAUCUCAAAUAUUCACGCCUGAAAAAUCAUCGCCUUCUGCAAAAACCACCGAGGAUGCAAGCUCUUCAAAUCGCCCUGGUUUUCACAGGCGCUCGAGGAGCUUGAGUCGGUUUCCCGGUAGAUAUUCCGGCGAGCUGCAGGAAUCCAAAGGAAGGAGGUUUGUGAACACAGAGAGGGGCUCAGAUUUUGCGGCCAUAAGCUUGGAGGACAUUGCGGCUGAGCUUUUUAGGGCAGAUGAGGGUUUAGAAAGAGGAGAUAGAGAGGAGAUUGGAGGUGGGUUCGUUAGGGGAAGUAGGGGUUUGGAGAGAGGAGAGAGAGGGGAUUUUGUGGGUUUAGACAGAGACGAGAGAGGGGGAAUUGGAAUUGUAGAGACAGUAGAGAAAAAGGAAAGCGUUGGUUUUGAGCGAGGAGAGAGAAAGGGGAUUGGGGGUUUAGAGAGAGGAGGGAGAGAUGGUUCAAGGGGCAGGGUAAGUAGGCGGGCCCCAAGUAUGGGGCCUGCCGAGAGGCGGGGCCGUUCCGUGUCGAGGCAUGUGGAGCCCACUGUUAACCCUAAGGGCAAUGGUGAUGGAGUGGGGAGGCGGCUUCGCUCUGUGUCUGUCGCUCGAUACCAAUAUAGUGAUUCAGAGACUGAUAAGGACCAUAUCAAUUGUCUUAAUCGUCUUAAAUCAAACAACUUGGCUAGUGGUGAUGCUCACAGGGCCUCUCUACACAUGCUGAAACCUAACGGUACUCUUCCCAGCGAUCAAAGGGGACUGAGAAGAUCUAUGAGUCAGAAAGAUUUAUUACAGUCUCAUGAUGACUACUCGAGCUACUCUUCUGCACUAACUGACGAUGAGGGGCCAGAUGUUCGUUGUAGCAGAAAUGGAAGCGAGAAGACAAUUCGGGCAGUUUAUGCUCAAAAAAAGACUGAACAUCCUACGGGAGAUGAAGUUGGGACCGGCUUAUAUGAAGCAAUGCGGAAAGAAGUUAGAAAUGUUGUUGCACAAAUCAGGACAGAGCUUGAACAAGUCAUGUCGAAGACAAAUGGCAAUGGCUUGCAGUCUAAAACUACUGAUAUUUCCCAGGCAAUAACUUUGAUCAGGAAGAAUUACACUACGAAACUGGAAGAGUCAGAGAAGCGUACAAAAGAUCUGCUUGCUGAGUUGGCUGUGGAGGAACGGCGUGGCAGAGAGCUUUCAAAGGUUGUUCGUGGCCUGCUUCCUGAUUAUUCAAAGCAGUCGGAGCCAGAAAAGCCAGCAAGAACAAGAAAGCGAAGCAUGGAUCGAAAUAAGAUGUCGAAGCGUCUAACAGAGGAGGCAGAGAAAUAUUUCGAGGGAUUUUUGUCAAAUGUUGAAGACACUGAAUUCUCGUCUUUUGAUGAUGAAAAGAGCGAUGGAACCUUAUCAGGAAACCCGAGGCCAAGAGACUUGGUUUUAGAUACUAAAAAUGGGGACUACCAAGACCAUACCGUUUCUCCUCUAGAAACAGAUGGAGUGGUUCUUCCAUGGUUGCAGUGGGAAACGAGCAAUGACGGGUCUUCACUUUUCAGGGAUAAGAUGGAGAUACCACCUUCUUCAAGGAAAAAUGUGUCUGAUGUAGCUCAGGAAUGGAGCCCGUGCAUUGAGUCUGCGGAUAGCAAGAGCAAUAUGCUCAGUAGCUGCCAUGGGAGCUGGAGCCCAGGCAGUGACACCCAUGACUGGAGCACCAAAUCCCUUACAAGCAAUAGCCAUGUCAAUAAUUUGGAAUCUGGUACUCCAGAAAAUUACCAGAAAUUUAGUGUCGAGAGAGGAAAACUGAAGAAGGCAUUUGAAUUGGAUGAGUAUUUACACCACCGUCAGGGUGAAGAUUUGCUCAUGGACAGAUUGAGGUAUAGGCAAAGAAUACAAUCAGGUGCUCUCAUUAUCUGUUGUAACUCAUUUAUCUAAUAUUCUGUCACAAAUUUUUUUCUUGUUUCUGGAGGGCCUGAUUGGAACUGUACAUCAUAAUCGUUGGAAAUGGUUGAAUGUUGUUAUCAACGAAAAAGUUCUAAUCAGCAUAUUAAUACAAAGGUUACUAUCAUUCUUAUUCA